Molecule: messenger RNA, 1677 nt
Organism: Penicillium subrubescens
Lineage: Eukaryota; Fungi; Ascomycota; Eurotiomycetes; Eurotiales; Aspergillaceae
Product: putative prenylcysteine lyase
Exons: 2
Coding region: 1-1677 (558 amino acids)
Biological process (GO): prenylated protein catabolic process; prenylcysteine catabolic process
Molecular function (GO): prenylcysteine oxidase activity
Source: RefSeq, a predicted model, not a curated record
AUGGCUGCCAUUCUACGACCUUUACGUGGUCUGUGGCUAGUAUAUACAGCUUUGACGAACCUUUUACCGCUCAGCUAUGCUGCCCAGCAGCAGCCGCUACGGACUGAUAUAGAUGUCGCCCCCAAGCGGGUGGCUGUCAUAGGAGCCGGUGCUGGCGGCUCCUUUGCUGCAUACGAGCUGCGCAAGCUCGCGGAUGAGGCUGGGUUUCAGCUGAACGUCACAGUCUACGAGCGGGCCUCGUACAUCGGAGGACGCUCAACAACAGUGAAUGUAUUCGAUCACCCAGCAUAUCCAAUCGAACUGGGAGCCUCGAUAUUCGUCCAGGUCAACGAAAACCUAGUCAAUACCUCCCGUGACUUAGGUCUUACUGUUAGCGCUGCUGACCAUGCCCGACCCCGGGAAUCGGAUGAAUCUAUCGGUAUCUGGGAUGGAAAGCAGUUUGUGUUUACCAUGAAGAAUUCCUAUAGCUGGUGGAAUAUUGGUCGGCUUUUUUGGCGAUAUGGGAUGGCUCCGCUGCGUACACAGAACUUGAUGAAAGAGAUUGUUGGCAAGUUCCUGCGUUUAUACGAGGAACCCCUCUUCCCGUUUCAGUCGUUGUCUGAAGCUACCGCUGCGGUUGGCCUGAUCAACGCUACUUCGUCAACUGGUGAGGAGUUUCUUGCAAAGAAUCAGAUUUCCCCGUUGUUCGCUCGCGAGAUCAUUCAAGCUAGUACUCGGGUCAACUAUGGUCAGAAUUUGGGACUGAUCCACGGCCUGGAGUCAAUGGUCUGCAUGGCUACGGAUGGUGCCGUUUCCAUUGACGGUGGAAAUUGGCGAAUCUUUGACGGCGCUGCCAAGGCUGCAAAGGCCGAUAUUAGACUUGAUACCACCGUUACCGAACUGGUUCGGAAUGAUGACGGGACUAUCCGUAUCACAUCGCAUCCAAGCGAUGAGAUUGACUCUCCUCAGUCUAUCGAUGAGACCGAGUUUGAUGAAGUCAUCAUUGCCGGACCGCUGCAGUAUUCUGGCAUCUCUAUAUCUCCGCCUCUGGAGCACAUCCCAGACGAGAUCCCGUAUGUGAAGCUGCACGUCACCCUUUUUGCUUCACCUCAUCGAAUCUCCCCGAAGUAUUUCGGGCUCGAUGGAAAGAAGGAUGAAGUCCCCGAAUCAAUUCUCACAACACUCCCCGAAGGCCUAGAUCUAGGCCAGAACCCCCUCGGCGUUGGACCCGCUGAAUUCUUCAGCAUCAGUACCCUCCGAACCGUGGAUUAUUAUUAUUCAACCAUAAAGGAUGGAGAGGCACAUCAUGAGACGCACUACGUGUACAAAAUCUUCUCACCCGAGCGGCCUACAGCAGAAUUCAUCGCCAAAAUCUUUGACAUUGACUAUCAGCAAGACACCUCGGUAGUCACCGCACAUGCCAACACUACUAUUGGCGAUCUGCCCGAAACCGAGAUCAGCUGGUUUCACGAGAAGUUUUGGCAUCCAUAUCCUCUCUUGUAUCCCAGGGUGACCUUUGAGGAGACUCUCCUGGCUCCUGGUGUCUGGUACACCGGUGGAAUUGAGAGCUUCAUCUCGACAAUGGAGACUAGCGCCUUGAUGGGUCGGAAUGUUGCUGCACUCAUGGCGCAGUCAUGGAAGAAGCAAGAGGAGAUUAAAAGCAGCCUCUCCUCAUCGAGUGUGAAGACGGAGCUCUGA